AUGGUAUUGCAGCUUCAAUCUGCCAUCGGGGGUGGCUCCAGGCUGAGUGGGCAAAAGCGGAAGCUGCCUUCGGGAGCUGAAGAAGCCGACUACAACCUGAGUGGGCAUAGUCUUGCCACUCGAUAUUUGAUGAGUUGUCUCCAUAAGAGGCAUUACAGUGAUGACCCUACACCCCUGCUUGAGCUCCUGGGCUGUGUUUCGGACUGGCUUGGGGACUUGUACGACAACGGCUACGAGUACCGAGGCCAAGUUUGGAGGUUUGUUCCAAUAGGCCUGAAAGGCGACUUGGUGUUUCAUGCCAAGGCUGCUAGCCUAGAACGGUCGUUCAGUCGUGUUCGCAAACGGAAGGAGACUCCUAAAUCGAAGCCUUUACAGGGCUGCUGCCCGUGGUGUUUAGCAGGAACCCCAAACGUGGCUUUUGAGUGUUUUGACAAAGAGGCUCCCUGGAUACAAACUUCGGGGGCUCGGAACCCAGUACCUUGGACAGAGACCCCUUCGAUCCUGAGAUCGAUCCCGGUCAGCGCGGACCAGCCGUCUUUCUUGAAACCCGAUUUAUUUCACAUUUUGCAAAUGGGAGCCUACAAAGAAUUCGCGGCGAGUGGACUCUGCCUACUGUUGCCUUUCUGUGGCGGUAGCUCUCAGGACGAGAAUAUGGCUACGAUGAACCAGUACCUUGUGAACUAUGUCAAAGAAACGAAGUCCCCGCUUCACAUGCCAAAGCUCUCGCUGGAAAUGAUUGGUGCCAAGACCCCCACCGUUUAUGCUUCUGGGGGCUGGAACAAAGGCCAAGAUUCAGUGGUUUUGAUGGGCUUCGUUGAGUGGCUGAUUGGCAAGCUGCCUGUCGAUGCUUUUCAAAAACCCUGGAAAUACCUGGCUGAGGGCUGCAGAUCAAUUGCGUGUGCGAUGAAGAUUUUGCAUUCGGCCGCUGCUUUUAUGCCUAAAAGCAGUGCCCUGGAGGCAGCCGAGGCUGGAUAUAGAUUCUUGCUCUGCUACGCGAACUUGGUCAAAUGGUCGGUUUCCCAAAAGAAACUUCUGUUCAACCUCAUACCCAAACUGCACUAUCUGCAUCACGUGCUGGUGGAACUGCGGGCGACGGGUUUGAACGACCGAAUUGCCCGUGUUUUCAACCCGAUGUGCAACUGCACAUCACAGUGCGAAGAUUUUAUUGGCCAUAUCGCACGGCUGAGCCGUCGUGUAACCCCAAAGCACCCGCAUACACGUGUUCUGCGACGUUAUCAGGCAGCCCUUGCUGAUAAAAUGGGAUUGCUGAAGUGA
Messenger RNA from Symbiodinium sp. CCMP2592, 1275 nucleotides. The record is from the annotation of a GenBank genome assembly. Lineage: Eukaryota; Dinophyceae; Suessiales; Symbiodiniaceae.